Messenger RNA from Monodelphis domestica (gray short-tailed opossum), 7020 nucleotides. RefSeq names its product XK related 5 (gene XKR5). Lineage: Eukaryota; Metazoa; Chordata; Mammalia; Didelphimorphia; Didelphidae. The record is from RefSeq and is a predicted model, not a curated record. Gene Ontology annotation, cellular component: membrane.
AAAUCCUGGUUCCCGCCUGAGUAGUGUUGGUGUCCUUACGGGGAUGGCUGCCGCUCUGAGAAGGCGUUGAGGAUGCACGCCGGAUACCUAGUGAUCUGCGCUCUGCUGCUGGCCGCGGAGCAGGGCGCACGUCUCUGCACAGUGGUUUAUUACUUUCACACCAAGCAGUAUCUAUGGGCAUGGCUCACUCUCUCUACACUCCUUCCUGGAUGCUUGAUUCAGGGCUUAAGCUACCUCUGGUUCCUAGCAGAUGGCCAUCAAGGCAGUUGUUCUCUGGUGAUCGUGCAUCUCCUGCAGCUUGGCACAUGGAAACGGCACUGGGACACCUUCUUGACAACUAUGACAAAGGAAGAGGAGUCUCCUGAUAUGAGGAAAGUGCUAUUGCACCAAGGAGAUCUCUUUGUGCUUCGGCUGCUCGAAGCCCUGCUCCAAAUAGGACCCCAUCUCCUGCUGCAAGCAUAUGCUUUUAUAUCAGCUGAUUUCCAAGAUCCUGUUCCAGGUGUGAGUGCAGUCCUGUCCUGGUUAUCUCUUUCCUGGUCUCUGGUCUCUUAUACUCGCAUCAUGUCCCUGAUAAAGCCAGGACAUCUAGCCAUGCCAUGGGCUGCCCUCCUAUGCCAGCUCCUGUGGAGACUGGCUAUGCUGGGAACUAGGAUCAUAACACUGGUUCUGUUUUCCCAAGCCUAUCACUGUUGGGUCUUGGUUGUUGGAGGUGCCCAUUGGUUAGUGAUGACCUUCUGGCUUGUUGCUCAACAGAGCGACAUCAUUGACAGUACUUGUUGUUGGAGGCUGUUCAAUCUGCUCGUGGGAGCUCUGUAUGUCUUCUGCUACAUCAAUUUCUGGGACAGCCCUUCCAGAAAUAGAAUGACCACAUUUUAUACAAUAAUGCUGAUGGAGAAUAUAAUCCUUUUGCUAUUGGCCACAGAUUUCCUGCAGGGAGCAUCAUGGGGCACCAUGUGGAUGACAAUAGGCAUUGUGUCUGGAUUCAUUAUUGGCUGUGCCUCACUGGUAAUUUAUUAUAGCCUGCUACACCCCAAAUCCACAGAAAUAUGGCAGGGUUUUAUAAGGAAGUUCUGUGGCUCUGUAGACAGUGAUAAAACAGAAAAAGAGCCUUCUUCCUUUCAGUGUACAAAACCAGUUGAAGAAAAGUCAGAAAGUCUAGGCUUGUACCCAGUUGAAGACCCCAAAGACCCCAAAUAUCAGGGGAAUUCCCUUAGCAUGGAUUGGGGAGCAUCUACCGGGAGCCAGGUGGUAAGGGAUGAGGCCACUGCCAAAUGUCAUCACCAUUGGCUGCUAGUGAAGCUGGCCUUAAAAACUGGAAAUAUGUCCAAAAUCAAUGCAGCAUUUGGCAAUGGUGGCCUAGACUGUUUUUGCCCACCCAUCUACAUAACAUCGAAAUGCUUUGGCCCCCAAAUGAAGCUUUCAUUUUUAGAGAAAGAAUUCCCUUUACCUCAGAAACACUGUGGCCCACCAUGUCAGACUUCCUGGCAAAAAGAUUCUCAGGCUGAAGACAUCCCAGAAACUAAAGAGGACCCUUUGGAAACAUCAAGUUUUAUCACCCUCUCAAGUCAUCAGCAUGUCCAUGCACCCACCCAUAAAACGUUGUCUGUUGCUGUACUAGAAGGACCUUAUGUUUCUCCCAAGGAAAAGGUAUCUGACGUUUUGCAAGAUGAUUUCUCAUUGAGCAAAUGUGGCGCUCAGGAAGAAGUUUGUAGAAUUCAAACCAAAGUACCCUGGAGACCGGAAAAGAGCAUUUCAGAAAGUCCCAUUGGACAAGGAGGAGGAAAGGGGAGAAGACAAGAGAACUCCACGUUCUACUUCAGUGCUACCAUGGAGGGGGCUACCCCCUCUCACCAUGAGGCUAGGACAGCUCCACCGGUGUCCUGCAGGAAAGUGGACAUAGAAAAAGAUCAGCAAACCAAUUCUGACCCUAAUCACUUGGUACCAAAGCCAUUUCCUAUAAGUGUCGCAAACAUUAGCCCAAUAUUAGGCACAAGCACAGCCCAUCGCUUACGGCAUAACACGGGUCUUUAUAAUGGCAGUCAGUGUAGUCUGCCAGGGGUGUCUUCUGCAGGCUCAAGGAGACCUCUGGAGCUCUGGACAGCUCCAGGAAACAGCUUCCUGUCUGUUGGGACUUGGGUGUCUAUGAUCAGGAGCAAACUGAAGCCUUCAGGGGAGCCCUACUGCACAUCCACCCCCAAAUCAGAACCCAGAAAAGACGGUGACAGUCUGAGGGAAAGGUUAAGGCAGGAAUCAAACCUUUUUUUCUGAUCAAAGGUUUGGAAACCCCUACUUCAUAUCCCUGGAACAUUCAAAGAAGUAGGAGAAAGCUUCCACUAUGUUGGAUGGGUCCUCUGGAAAAAUUACAGAAGGAUGUGGAAAAUGAAGCAAGAAAGUAUCGAUGAGUUUUGAUGUAUGCUACUUGAAGUCUCCACAUCAGUGAGACUGCAGAGACAUCUAUCUACAAAUUGAAGUGAGUGAUGACCAUGAUUGAAGGAGACUAGAGACUGACAGAUAAUAAAAAUAUAAUACAUGUAUCAAUAGCAGUAUUAGAAAUUGUAUUUUAACCUGUGGACUUUUUAAUUGAAAAUCAAUGUAUUGGGGACAGCUGAAUGGUUCAAUGGAUAGAGAUCCAGGCCUGGAGUCAGGAGAUCCUGGAUUUAAAUCUGGCUUCAGACACUUCCUAGCUGUGUGACUCUGGACAAGUCACUUAACCCCCAUUUCCUAACCCUUACCACUCUCCUGCCUUGGAACCAAUAUACAGUAUUGAUUGUAAGAUGGAAGGGAAAGGUUUUUUAAAAAUCAGUGUAUAACAACAGAAUCCCCAUUCUGGCUUCUGUUUUAUUUUGGUUUUUUUAGCAAAGUGUUUCUGUUUAUUUAUCAUUUUCUUUUUUAUUGUUAUUUAUAAUAUUAGACAUUCAGCUAUCCAGGACAAGGUAAUACUCAGCCAAUGAGACAUAUUCUGGUCCCUUCUCUCUACCCACUUUUUCACACUCCCCUUCCCAUCUCAUUCCCCAGAAAGAACAUUUACUGGACUUGAGGCAAACUCAAGUUUCAAGAAACAAGGUUCCUGUCACCAUAUGCUGGUUCUUUCAACUUAUCUUAAAGAAGAAUAUAUUGAUCGUUGAGAUAAGGAAAUUUAACAGAACAUCCAGGCAGAAAGCAAGACAGAUGGUCUGAAACAACCCCUGGUGCUUCCUGCCUCAGAUUCUGUUCCCUCAGGAGCCUCCAGGUUCUUUGUCAGUAGUGAGUGCUAUGAGGAAAGAGCAAAGCUGCUAGGAUAAGAAUGAACAAUAAUUGUAUUUAUAGAGCAAUUUAAGUAGCAAAGUGAUUUUCAUGUCUUAGUUUCAUAGCUAAAAAAUUAAUAUAAAGGGACCCCACAGAUGCUGAUAGUUGUAGAUCCACUCAGGGAUCCCCCUGAAUACCCAGCCGGGUAUUCUGACCUCUGGUGUGCAAAAGCCUAGGAGACAAUUGAUAUAAAAAGCAGCAUCUUUUAUUUUAAGAGGGAAUAUAAUCUGAGGAUUAGAACAAGGGGUCCCUAACUCUAAGGGAUCUAGCUAAUUUCCCAUAAUCCUCUAUAUCCCUUGUAAGAGGGAGCCUUCUGGUCUUCCAGCUAACUUAAUAGCUCUCUGUUUCUAUCUAGGUAUCCCCAAAAUGGACUAAGCUAACUAUAAUCCUCAGUAGUUGGUUGGUUUGAUUUAUUCGCCAAAAGCUGUCUCAAAAAUGCCAUUAUAAAUGAACUUCAACGGCUAAGUUCACCCCAGGGUGUGUGACCCCUGAGGUAAAAUCUCAGUCGAUCUGACAGGAUUUUUUAGAUAAAACUUUCUGAAAAUUACAUCAGAUAUAGUCAUAUCCUUUUCUAGGUCUUUCCAGAUCAAAUAGAGUACCCCAAAAGAUGAAUUAGGGGUACACUCUUUCUCCACAGUCAGGUUGAGGUAGAUGAGCUACAAUAAGCCUGCCUUUCCUCCACCAUUCCCAGACAGGAAGCUCCUAACCUCCACCAGGAAGUCAAGUCAUUCUCUAUCAGUUGUCACUUCCAAACUGUUCCUCCUCUGCCUUCUGCCUGCUAAAAUCCUUUCCUUUGAGUUCCUACUAUAGGUCUAAAGACAGCCUUCCACUUCUCUUAAACCUUACCCUAUCUCUAUCCUUUUCCCAUUACACAACAACACAAUAAAGAAGGUGCUAUCAUUAUCCCCAUUUUACUGAUGAGGAAGCCAAGAAACUCCCUAUAUGGGGUUAGUGGAAAGAGGGCUGAGCUUAGAGCCAGAGGGCCCAAGUCCAGCCCUGACUCUCGCUCAGUACCUGGGUGGCCUCCGUUCAAUCUUUUAACCUCUCUUGAUUCCAGUUUUGUUAUUCAUAAAAUAAGGGGAUAGGACUGGGUGACUGCCAAUGACCCUCCUAGUUCUAGAUCUAUGUGAGCCCUUACCUAUUCCAGACAACCUCAGAAACCCCUAAAAGUCUGUCUCUCUUCUAUGUCUGCACCAUUUACAGUCUCUCCAGCCAAUCCAUGAGUCAUCAGGAGAGACCUUAAUUGUUUUGGACUCUACUGUAGGACCACAGUUUGGAAUCUGGCAGAGAGAACGGAAAGCCUUUCAUAGUAGUACAUUUUUAGCUCUUAAUGAAUAAUUACUGGGAUGUUUGGUUUCUUCUGCCUUUUGGAAGACCACAUUAACCAACCAAGCAUUUAUUAAGCACCUAAUAUGGAUCAGACAUUGGGCUAGGAUCAAAGGAUACAAAGGCCAAAGUAAAGCCAUCUCUGCCUUCAAGAAGUCUCAAGUGGUAAGAGGUCAGUCAAUCAACAAACAUGAAGUGUUAUUUACUAGGUAGUGAGCACUAUGCUAAGCGCUGAAGUUAUAAAGAAAAGUCCAAACAAAGAAAAAAAAACAAAGUUUCUGCUUCAAAGCAGUGUCCAUUGAGGGGGAAAUUACAUAGAGGAAGCAUUUCAAACUGGCUUUCAAGAGCCAAUUGUUAACUAUACCACAACCAUCAUAAUCACUACAAAUCAGGGCUUGAUUUGUUAAUUAUAUUAAAUUUUAAAAUGUGUGUUCAGGGGAUCUUGGUGACAAAUACCUCCUUGCUGUGUGACCCUGGGCAAGUCACUUAACCCCACCUUACCCCUCUUCUGUCUUGAAGCCAAUACUUCAUAUAGACUCUAAGAUAGAAGGUAAGGAUUUUUUUUUAAAUGUGUGUGUGUGUGUGUGUGCAUACAUUCCCUACCCUGCUCCCCAGAUGAGUUGUUCAACACUUACCAGCCACCCAGACUUGCUCUAGAAAUCCCACUUGAGGGCAGAGGAGUGGAGUAGAAGGCUCCAUGAAUAAUGGCAUCACCCAAAUGGAAGCCUGGGAACUGAAAGCUAAUAAAAAUAGAUGAUAGUAAUGACUGGCGUUCAUACAGUGUUUUAAGGUUUGCAGAGUGUUCCCUCUUUACCACUCUUGUGUGUCUAGGUACAUGCAAGAUACAGUAGGAGCCCCUUCUCUACAUUUGUACUUUGCCAAGGUCAACACAGCAUGGAAGUUUGUCAAUAAAGAGCCAGAAGUCUGUGGCAAACUGGCAUAUUGUCUGCUCCAGGUGCUUCCUUUUUUUUUUUUUAAGGGUGUUUUGGGAGAGAAGGAAGAAGGCUAGAGUGGGGGACUGGCAGGAAUGUAGCUACAAUUUCAUCCAUCCACAGUAGGUCUUAGACUAUAUCCUCCCUUGAUCCAGGGUCUUAUUCUAUUCUAUUUGUUGUUCACUCCAAUGAGCUCUUCAUGACUCCAUAUGGAGUUUUCUCAGCAAAGAAAGUGAUUUGCCAUUUCCUUUUCUGGCUCAUUUUACAGAGGAGGAACUGAGGCAAAUAGGCUUACUUGACUUGAGGUGGGUCACACAGCUAGCAAGUGUCUGAACCAGGUGUGAACUCGAGAAGAGAAGACGAGUCUUGCUGACUUCAGAUCUGGUGCUCUAGCCACGGCACCACCUAGCAGCCCAGAUAAGACAUAGAGGUAAUAGAAAGAGAGAAAACUAAAGGAUCUCAGUCCUUCCAUUGCUAGGUAAGUGAGGAUAAAUGAAUAGCACAAAAGGAGCCAAGAGAAUUCCGAAUUGGUUCAUGGAGAAGAGAGUCCAAGAUCUAAAGUGAGAUUGUAUCUCAGAGGUCGUGUACGACCCUGUCAUUUUACAGAUGAGGCAUUUAAAGGCAUUUUAGAGCCUCAGACUGGAUUGUUCCUGGUCAAACAGGCAGCCAGUGUCAGAGCUAAGAUUCAGUUUCAUGUCCCAUGAGUCCAAGUCUUUACAAAACUCUACAAAGGAAACAGCCUUAGGGGUGCGAUCAUGAAACAGGCUAGAAAGUUGAACCUCCCUUUCACUAUAACAGUAGUUCAUUGAUAUGUAGCCUUUGAAAAAAUUGCCAAGGUUUUUAUAUCUGAUCUUACAACACUGUAAAAUGGAUUCUAUUAUCACUAUUUUAUAGAUGAGAAAACUGAGGCCCAGAUACAUCAAUUUGUCUAAACCAAUCACACUGCCAACUAAAUGUCUCCAUUGGGGUCUUCAAAAUUCCAAAUCUACUUAUUCUAGUUACUCAAGUCCAGUUAUCCAAUUAUUCCACACUUUCAUGAAAGCCUCAAGGCACGGUAAAGAAUUCUUUCCCAACAGAUGGCUUUAGGUCUCCCUAUGCCUACCUUUAUGUCAACAUCUGGGUCUAAGAAAUAGACAGUGAUAUUCCAUGCAUUUAUAAAUUUGGGAAAAGCAGGGCUAUAACUAGCACAGAGGGAACAGGGCUCUGUCCCACCAUGUUACCUCCACCAAGCUGCAAUUUCAUUUCAUUUCUAAAGGAAAGGGAAAGAGAACCAGGACAGAUGUUCCCUCUGGCCAUAGUCUCCGUGAGGUGAGGCAGGGUCUCAUUGCCUAACGAGGUUCCUGGAGUCAAGCACACAGCAAAUGAAUGAAUGAAUGAGGCAGAAUUCAAACUCUUAUCUUCCUGACUCAGAUGUAGCACAUUAUUUGUGAUGCUAUCAUAGUAAGUGUCUAAUAAAUAUUUGUUCAUCUAAAAUGAA